Macrosiphum euphorbiae (potato aphid) is the source of this 294-nucleotide messenger RNA. The record is from the annotation of a GenBank genome assembly. NCBI's taxonomy places the organism in Eukaryota, Metazoa, Arthropoda, Insecta, Hemiptera, Aphididae.
AUGUCAAAUAACACGAAGGGCAAAUGGGUUUGCUCUGACUGUAAGGUCGAUUGGGCAAGUAAGAAGAUAACGCAAACGACUAAUGAAAAAUAUUAUAAUAUUAAACAGUUAACGGAAUCAGUUCAAUAUAUGAGUAACAUGUUUGACGAAUUUAACGUUACAGUUGGACAAAUACUAAAAGAGAUGAAUGAACUAAAAUUUCAAAAUAUUAAAUUAAAUGAAGCAAAUCAAAAACUUGCAACUGAAGUUCAAAAGUUAAAAAAUAAAUUGACGAUAUUGAAUAAAAGUCAUUAG